AUGUCAAAAGACGAUAAGAAUAAGGACGAUAUUACCAAACUUACCAACAAGUUAGACAAGGUUGUCACAAAAGCGCAAAAGAAACAGGUCCAAGACCAAUUGAAUGGCAAAGCGCCUUCGUCAGCUGGUAACAGCAGCGCGCCCGAUAGUAAAAAACAAGCCGAACUUCGCGCUCAAUUGCAAAACAUGAUGAAAAAUCUCGCUUUAAUGGAAGAAGCGGGAAUGGUGCCUGGUGGUGGUGGUGCGUCGUCGGCUAAAUCCAUGGGCGAUCACCGUUUCUGGAACACUCAACCUGUUCCUCAAUAUGGUGAACAAAUUACGGAUGUGGGACCCAUUGAACCUUCUGUUCCUGUUGAUCAGGUUUCUAAGGAUCCACCACCGCUGCCCAAAGAUUUCGAAUGGUGUGAAGUUGAUUUGACCAAUGAGGCCGAACUCAAGGAAUUGUAUCAACUGUUGACAUUCAAUUAUGUCGAAGACGACGAUGCUCAGUUCCGUUUCGAUUACUCGGCAGCAUUCUUAAAGUGGGCAUUGCAACCACCUAAAUGGAGAAAGUCGUGGCACGUAGGUGUUCGUGUUGCUUCAAACAAAAAGCUGGUCGCAUUUAUCAGUGGUAUUCCUGCCGACAUGCGAACUUUUAAAACCACGCAGCCAUUGACCGAGAUCAACUUUUUAUGCGUUCACAAGAAACUGCGUUCAAAGCGGUUGGCACCUGUGCUGAUCCGUGAAAUUACACGUCGCAGUCAUCUGGAAGGUAUCUUCCAAGCAGUCUAUACUUCGGGCUCUGUAUUGCCAAAGCCUGUCGCAACAUGCAGAUACUACCACCGAUCAUUAAACCCAAAGAAACUCGUCGAAUGCAACUUUUCGCGAAUCCCACAAAAGUGGACGCUUGCACGUAUGAUCAAACAUUACAAGGUGUCUGAACAAACUGCUCUUUCCGGUUUGCGUGAGAUGCGUGAGCAGGAUGCGCCUCAAGUGCGAGAACUGUUGAACAAUUAUUUGGAUCGAUUCGAUAUGGCACCUGUAUUCGAAACGGACGACGAUGUUAAGCAUUGGGUUAUGCCACACAAGGACGUUGUCUGGGGCUAUGUUGUAGAGAACCCAGAGACGAAAAAGAUCACCGACAUGUUUUCGUUCUACUCGUUGCCAAGCUCCGUCAUUGGCAACCCGAAGCAUUCGACGUUGAACGCCGCAUACAUGUUUUAUUAUGCCGUGGAUAUACCCGCUGAACUUAAGGGCAAUCAGGCCGAAGAAGCCAAGUUUUUGAAAAAGAGACUGAGCGACCUGAUCAGGGAUGCGUUGGUGUUGGCAAAGAAGGAAGGAUUUGAUGUAGUGAAUGCUCUGGAUUUGAUGGAUAAUGCCUUGGUCGUCGACGAUCUCAAGUUUGGUCCUGGUGAUGGUUAUCUCAACUAUUAUCUUUAUAACUGGAAGUGUCCGGACAUUGUACGAAACAAAGUUGGUCUGGUCAUGUUGUAG
Zychaea mexicana is the source of this 1473-nucleotide messenger RNA. Its product is annotated as acyl-CoA N-acyltransferase. The record is from RefSeq and is a predicted model, not a curated record. The transcript has 6 exons. Bases 1 to 1473 code for a protein of 490 amino acids. Gene Ontology annotation, cellular component: cytoplasm. Gene Ontology annotation, biological process: N-terminal peptidyl-glycine N-myristoylation. Gene Ontology annotation, molecular function: glycylpeptide N-tetradecanoyltransferase activity. Lineage: Eukaryota; Fungi; Mucoromycota; Mucoromycetes; Mucorales; Lichtheimiaceae.